AUGGCUCGACUCCUCCCAGUUCUCAUCAUCUUGUUUUCAUACCUGUUUGCGUCUGCUGCUGCGGACAAUGGUAAUUAUUUCGUCUACCCUGCAAAAGCCAAUGGCAGCUCGAGUCGUAUCUCUACUACGUUAUAUGAAGGGACGAGCGUAGUAGUACAGUGGGAGACGACAUGGAAAUCUGUGGGUCUAUGGCUCACACAGGAAGGCAAUCCGAUUCCCUUGCCUUUCCCAGAUGCACAAAAUUUGGAUCCAUAUGUUCAUCUCUUCCCAUGGACCGUGGAUCUAAGCGGAAAGAACGGCAACCCAGCAUUUGACCUCUCUAAGAGAGACACCUUCUACUUCUCGAUCAUUCAGAAUGGAACUAUUGGAGCUGGAGUCUUUGGGAGUUUUCAUAGCGAACCGUUCAUUAUCUCGAACACUGGCGUUUCAUCUGGCUCUGUAACAAAACCAUCGAAAACAUCUAUACCUUCUGAACCCUCGCCGUCUACCUCUGCCGAGAAGAAUUUUGCUCUACCGUCAAGAAGAUUAAGCUACGGGGCUUCUUGCGAGCAUUUUUAUGCAACUCAUGCGCCAUUAACACCAACAACAAAUAUCCACCAUAUCGACUCCAACGUUCAUCUCAAUGCUAAACGAAGGUUGAAGGACUCGGAGGAGGUGGGCCAUAGCGAUGUUGGUAGCUCUGAAAGGAGAUAUAGUAACCCGGCCUUACAGAACGACAGCACCGCACCUGUGCCAUAUAGCUACCGUGGUGUCCUUGAGCUAUGGAAGUUCGUGGCCUUUGUACAGACCAAAGAAGAGCACGAGAAGGCAUGGGUGCGCCUGUGCGAAGAGUUCAAUGAUCAAAGGGCCAUUUUAGCGUAUCUUUAUAAGACCUAUUUGCCAUUAAGUGCGCAGUGGGCUCAUUGCUUCAUCAAGAAAUAUCACAAUUUCGGCAUUAGGGUGACCUCCGGCAUAGAGGCCAGCAACAACAAUGUCCAAAGCUAUUUGCUGAACGGAACGUGCCAUUUAUACAGGCUUGUUGAGGCGAUUGAGGGUAUGCUGAUCGAUCAGGAGCGGGGUUUCAUCGAUAUCUGCUCGCAAGGCGAAGUACUGACCGCAGGGUCAUACUCUGGCCCUGGGUCAGAAUAUCUGGGAGAAUUUCGCAUGGUGAUGUCCCAGCCAGGACUCGAUCUGCUCGCCAAGGAACAACGCCGUGCUUUAAAAUCGAUACCGAGUAGUGUCCUUAGCCCGAGCCGAUCGGAGAUUGUAACGAAGAUGUACUAUCUCUUGGUAAAUGGGGAUCCUCUGCCGUCAUACAAUCUAUAUCAAAUUGGAAGCAGGGAUAUUCUUGAUGAGAUGGGAUGUCCACCCUCGGUGGCACCCGAGGGAGUCUAA
Trichoderma virens Gv29-8 is the source of this 1374-nucleotide messenger RNA. RefSeq lists its product as uncharacterized. The transcript is spliced from 5 exons. NCBI's taxonomy places the organism in Eukaryota, Fungi, Ascomycota, Sordariomycetes, Hypocreales, Hypocreaceae. The record is from RefSeq and is a predicted model, not a curated record. Bases 1 to 1374 code for a protein of 457 amino acids.